This is a messenger RNA of Capsaspora owczarzaki ATCC 30864, 1932 nucleotides long. RefSeq names its product phenylalanyl-tRNA synthetase. The record is from RefSeq and is a predicted model, not a curated record. NCBI's taxonomy places the organism in Eukaryota, Filasterea, Ministeriida, Capsasporidae. The transcript has 9 exons. Gene Ontology annotation, molecular function: RNA binding; ATP binding; phenylalanine-tRNA ligase activity. Gene Ontology annotation, cellular component: phenylalanine-tRNA ligase complex; cytoplasm. Gene Ontology annotation, biological process: phenylalanyl-tRNA aminoacylation. The coding region runs from base 44 to 1828 and encodes 594 amino acids.
CUCUUAUUUGUUCUUUUUUUUAACAACAGCACUCACUUCACUCAUGCCGACCAUCAGUGUGAAUCGCUCUGCGCUGUUCGCUGCCAUUGGCAAGACGUACACGGACACUGAGUUUGACGAACUCUGCUUUGAGUUUGGCAUCGAGCUCGACGAAGUCACCACUGAGGUCAAGGUCGACGCCAAGGCAAAGGGCCAGGGCGACAAGUCCGUCAAAAACCCAGGCGCAAACGCCAAGGACGAGGAGGUCGUCUACCGCGUCGAAAUCCCCGCAAACCGCUACGACCUGCUGUGCCUCGAAGGUCUCGGCCGUGCCCUGCGUGUCUUUGUCCAGCAGACUGCCCCGCCAAAGUACACGCUCUCUGGCAAGCCCGUCCACCGCCUCGUCGUCCACAAGGAGGUUGCAGAGGUCCGCCCGUUCGUUGUCGCCGCCGUCCUGCGCGACAUCACGUUCGAUGCUGCCAUGUACCAGCGCUUCAUCGAGCUCCAGGACAAGCUACACCAGAACAUUUGCCGCAAGCGAACACUUGUCGCCAUCGGCACACAUGAUCUCGACACAAUCCAGGGACCGUUCGCCUACAAGGCCCUCAAGCCCGAAGAGAUCUCCUUUGUCCCGCUCAACCAAACCGAGAAGCACACUGGCGCAAGUAUGAUGAAGCUCUACGAGGACUCUCACUUGCGCGAGUUCUUGCCAAUCAUCCGCGAUAAGCCACGCUACCCUGUCAUCUACGACGCCAAGAAUGUUGUGCUUUCCGUGCCCCCAAUCAUCAACGGCGACCACUCCAAGAUCAGCCUCAACACGCGCAAUGUCUUUAUCGAGUGCACUGCCACCGAUCGCACCAAGGCAUUGAUUGUGCUUGAAAUCAUGGUGACCAUGUUCUCCCAACAUUGCGCCAAGCCCUUCGUCAUCGAGCCUGUCGAAAUUGUGCACGCUGAUGGCACCUCCGAGAUCACCCCCAAGCUCGCAUACCGCACGGAAACCGUCGAGGUCGAGUGGAUUACAAAGCGCGUCGGCAUCAAGCAAACACCCGAGCAGGUUGCCAAGUUGCUCAGCCGCAUGUGUCUCCCAGCGACUGUCUCGGCUGACGGAAAGUCUGUCGUUGUUGAUAUUCCCCCGACCCGCUCGGACGUCAUCCACGCCUGCGACAUUAUGGAAGAUGUGGCGGUCGGCUACGGCUUCAACAACCUCGAGUGGACUGUCCCUGCAACCAGCACUGUCGCUCACCAGCUCCCCGUCAACAAGCUCACUGAUCUUUUGCGCCUCGAGAUGGCCAUGGCUGGCUUUACCGAGGUUUUGACCUUCUCGCUGUGCUCGCAUGCCGAGAACUUUUCAAACAUGCGCCACCAAGACGAUAACUCUGCCGUCGUGCUGGCCAAUCCCCAGUCGGUCGAGUUCCAAGUGUGCCGCACCAGCUUGAUGCCCGGCUUGCUCAAGACGCUCCAUUCAAACCUGAACGUGCCGCUGCCGAUGCGCGUGUUUGAGAUUUCGGACGUUGUUCUCAAGGACACCGCCUCCGAUACGGGCGCUCGCAACGAAAGGCGGCUGGCCGUGCUUUACUCGAACAUUGCCUCUCAGUUCGAGAUUGUCCACGGUGUUCUUGAUCGUGUCAUGACCGUGCUCGAGGUGCCGUUCAACGUUGCUGGCGGUGACAAGGGCUACAGUCUGCAGUCUUCCGCUGACUCGAUGUACUUCCCUGGCCAGGCUGCCGAUAUUUUCGCUAACGGCCGCAAGAUUGGCUCGAUCGGCGUGCUCCAUCCUGAGGUGCUUUCGGCCUUUGCGCUCCCCAACCCCGUCUCGUGCCUUGAGAUUACCAUCGAGCCCUUCCUGUAGAUGCGCCCAAACAAGCGGGUGUCUGUUUUUGGAGCGUUCCCUUUCCGCCUUUGCCUGCCCUGUUGUACUUGCUUUGUUGCGAUUAUUACAACGUUUUACUUUGA